AUGGACGACUCACCGUGGGGAGACAUCCCAUCCAAGUCCGCCGCUGAUACUACAUCUGGUCCGCAGAAAGAAAACGAACCCACAACAUCUUCAACCGCUGCAAAAGAGCCACAACCUUCCUCUACCUCCACUAGCACUCCCCGCGGCAGCCGAAAAGUGCCUGCCCGCAAAGUCGGCGCUCAGCCCACACGUCUAGAGAGUGUGGGUGAUGCCUUUGACCCACUAGGUCCUCUAGGAGGCGACUCAGCGCCCGCAACUUCACUUCCCACAGCCGACCAGGCUCCCACACCACCUCGGAAGGAAGGCGCAAGACCUGGUCGGCCUGCCGGCGAACUCGCAGACAACGAUGCUUUGAACCUUCCUAUAGGCCGGCAGCGCGCACCGCCUGUGCAGCCUUCCCCAGUCUCGACUCCUCGCUCCACACAACCCAGCGUGUCUGUGGAGCAGGCCGCCAAACCCACCUUCGAGAUCCUUGUUGGCGACCCUCACAAAGUCGGUGACCUCACAUCCUCGCAUGUAGUUUACCAAGUCUCCACCAAAACGAGCAGUAAAGCCUACAAACAGUCCGAAUUUACCGUAUCUCGACGUUACCGCGACUUUCUAUGGCUCUACAACUCUCUACACAACAACAACCCUGGCGUCGUCGUGCCCCCACCUCCCGAAAAGCAAGCUGUCGGACGCUUUGACAGUGAGUUCGUCGAGUCCCGUAGACAAGCUCUAGAGCGCAUGCUCAACAAGAUCGCCGCCCAUACCAUUCUUCACCACGAUGCGGACCUGAAGAUAUUCCUCGAAUCAGAGGCAUUCAACGUCGAUGUCAAGAACCGCGAGGCCCGCGAACCGGACCUAGGCCAGUCAAAAGGGAUGUUGUCCAGCAUUGGUAUCAACGUUGGCGGCUCAUCCUCUGGCAAAUUUAUCGAGCACGAUGAUUGGUUUCACGACCGCAAGAUCUACCUCGAUGCGCUGGAGAACCAGCUCAAAUCCCUCAUGAAGGCGCUCGAUACCGUCGUCGUGCAGCGUAAAGGCCUGGCAGACGCAGCCGGUGACUUUGCCGUGAGCCUCGGCAACCUUGGACAAGUGGAGCUGUCACCGGACUUUUCAGGUCCCCUCCAGGGCCUCAGCGACGUACAGGUGCGCAUACAAGAGCUGUACGCGCGGCAGGCGCAGCAGGACGUGCUGACGCUCGGCAUCACGAUCGACGAAUACAUACGGCUGAUCGGCAGCGUCAAGACGGCAUUCGGUCAGCGGCAAAAGGCAUUCCAUAGCUGGCACGCCGCUGAAUCGGAGCUGCAGAAGCGGCGCGCCGCGCACGAGAAACUUCUGCGCCAGGGCAAGUCUCAGCAGGACAAGCUCAAUGAGGUGGGCGCCGGUGUUAGCGAUGCGGAGAAGAAGGCACACCAAGCUCGUCUGCUGUUUGAGGACAUGGGCCGCUUGAUGCGCGGCGAACUCGAGCGCUUCGAGCGCGAGAAGGUCGAGGACUUCAAGAGCGGCGUCGAGACGUUCCUGGAAGGGGCGGUAGAGGCGCAGAAGGAGCUUAUCGAGCUCUGGGAAACCUUCCUCUACAUGCUGGACGCCGAAGACGACACCACCGGCCCGGGAGCCGUGAACGCCGCAGCACAGCUCCAGCAGGCCGCGGCCGUGACUGCCGCCGCCGCAGCGGGGCCAGAAGGCGAGAGUACCGCGGCUGCGCGGACGGCCACGGCGACGGAUGUUGCGCUCGAGCAGGACGCUUGA
This is a messenger RNA of Cyphellophora europaea CBS 101466, 1731 nucleotides long. RefSeq lists its product as uncharacterized. Gene Ontology annotation, molecular function: phosphatidylinositol binding. The record is from RefSeq and is a predicted model, not a curated record. The transcript is spliced from 5 exons. Lineage: Eukaryota; Fungi; Ascomycota; Eurotiomycetes; Chaetothyriales; Cyphellophoraceae. Gene Ontology annotation, cellular component: endosome. The coding region runs from base 1 to 1731 and encodes 576 amino acids. Gene Ontology annotation, biological process: retrograde transport, endosome to Golgi; protein retention in Golgi apparatus.